Molecule: messenger RNA, 5382 nt
Organism: Vanderwaltozyma polyspora DSM 70294
Lineage: Eukaryota; Fungi; Ascomycota; Saccharomycetes; Saccharomycetales; Saccharomycetaceae
Exons: 1
Source: RefSeq, a predicted model, not a curated record
GUAAAUAGUAAACCACAAGUAUAUAAAACUCAACCUUGGACAGGUCUAUACCGCACAACAUUCUACAUUGAAUAUUAUACCGUUUACAGACACCACUAUUUUAAGAGAAUUGUGACAGUCUAUCAUAUUGGGACUCCGGGUAUCCACAUUUCCGAAACAAUCACCUCCUAUCAAAGUAACAUCAAUACUAAAUCUACUUCCAUUAAUGUAAGAACAGUUCCAGGUUACAAUGGUCACAAGUACACAUACUAUUAUACAGAAAUCAUAUAUAUCCCAAAAAAAUUAUCAACAACAACAAUCUAUACUAGUGUUUCAACCUACACUGGAACAACAUUGCAAACUGUGAAAACCAUAACAAAAGUAGAUAAUGGAGCAAAUGGAAUAACAACACUUUAUGAAUACAUUGUAGAACUCGCACAUCCACCACCACUGCCAAAACCUUAUACAACUAAAAUUAAAAAACCUACAACUACUAUUACGGAAAUAAUAUCCUUUUACAGCACUACCAAUGCCGCCGGUAAAAAAAUAUUAAGCUCAACAAUAUACACCAUAAAACCUCUAUCAGUUCCAGCUGCUUACACAACCGAAGUAGUAUCAGGAUCAUCCACUGCUACCGAAGUCGUUUCCUUCUACAGCACCACCAAUUCCGCUGGUGACGAAGUUCUGGCUUCUACCACCUACACCCUAGGUCCUCUAUCAGUUCCAGCUGCUUACACAAGCGAAGUAGUAUCAGGAUCAUCUACUGCUACAGAAGUCGUAUCCUUCUACAGCACCACCAAUUCCGCUGGUGACGAAGUUGUGGCUUCUACCACCUACACCCUAGGUCCUCUAUCAGUUCCAGCUGUUUACACAACCGAAGUAGUAUCAGGAUCAUCUACCGUUACCGAAGUCGUUUCCUUCUACAGCACCACCAAUUCCGCUGGUGACGAAGUUCUGGCUUCUACCACCUACACCCUAGGUCCUCUAUCAGUUCCAGCUGUUUACACAACCGAAGUAGUAUCAGGAUCAUCUACUGCUACAGAAGUCGUUUCCUUCUACAGCACCACCAAUUCCGCUGGUGACGAAGUUGUGGCUUCUACCACCUACACCCUAGGUCCUCUAUCAGUUCCAGCUGUUUACACAACCGAAGUAGUAUCAGGAUCAUCUACUGCUACAGAAGUCGUUUCCUUCUACAGCACCACCAAUUCCGCUGGUGACGAAGUUCUGGUUUCUACCACCUACACCCUAGGUCCUCUAUCAGUUCCAGCUGUUUACACAACCGAAGUAGUAUCAGGAUCAUCUACUGCUACAGAAGUCGUUUCCUUCUACAGCACCACCAAUUCCGCUGGUGACGAAGUUGUGGCUUCUACCACCUACACCCUAGGUCCUCUAUCAGUUCCAGCUGUUUACACAACCGAAGUAGUAUCAGGAUCAUCUACUGCUACAGAAGUCGUUUCCUUCUACAGCACCACCAAUUCCGCUGGUGACGAAGUUCUGGUUUCUACCACCUACACCCUAGGUCCUCUAUCAGUUCCAGCUGUUUACACAACCGAAGUAGUAUCAGGAUCAUCUACUGCUACAGAAGUCGUUUCCUUCUACAGCACCACCAAUUCCGCUGGUGACGAAGUUCUGGUUUCUACCACCUACACCCUAGAUCCUCUAUCAGUUCCAGCUGUUUACACAACCGAAGUAGUAUCAGGAUCAUCUACUGCUACAGAAGUCGUAUCCUUCUACAGCACCACCAAUUCCGCUGGUGACGAAGUUGUGGCUUCUACCACCUACACCCUAGGUCCUCUAUCAGUUCCAGCUGCUUACACAAGUGAAGUAGUAUCAGGAUCAUCUACUGCUACAGAAGUCGUAUCCUUCUACAGCACCACCAAUUCCGCUGGUGACGAAGUUCUGGCUUCUACCACCUACACCCUAGGUCCUCUAUCAGUUCCAGCUGUUUACACAACCGAAGUAGUAUCAGGAUCAUCUACCGUUACCGAAGUCGUUUCCUUCUACAGCACCACCAAUUCCGCUGGUGACGAAGUUCUGGUUUCUACCACCUACACCCUAGAUCCUCUAUCAGUUCCAGCUGUUUACACAACCGAAGUAGUACCAGGAUCAUCUACUGCUACAGAAGUCGUAUCUUUCUACAGCACCACCAAUUCCGCUGGUGACGAAGUUCUGACUUCUACCACCUACACCCUAGGUCCUCUAUCAGUUCCAGCUGUUUACACAACCGAAGUAGUAUCAGGAUCAUCUACUGCUACAGAAGUCGUUUCCUUCUACAGCACCACCAAUUCCGCUGGUGACGAAGUUGUGGCUUCUACCACCUACACCCUAGGUCCUCUAUCAGUUCCAGCUGUUUACACAACCGAAGUAGUAUCAGGAUCAUCUACUGCUACCGAAGUCGUAUCUUUCUACAGCACCACCAAUUCCGCUGGUGACGAAGUUGUGGCUUCUACCACCUACACCCUAGGUCCUCUAUCAGUUCCAGCUGUUUACACAAGCGAAGUAGUAUCAGGAUCAUCUACUGCUACCGAAGUCGUAUCCUUCUACAGCACCACCAAUUCCGCUGGUGACGAAGUUGUGGCUUCUACCACCUACACCCUAGGUCCUCUAUCAGUUCCAGCUGCUUACACAAGUGAAGUAGUAUCAGGAUCAUCUACUGCUACAGAAGUCGUUUCCUUCUACAGCACCACCAAUUCCGCUGGUGACGAAGUUGUGGCUUCUACCACCUACACCCUAGGUCCUCUAUCAGUUCCAGCUGUUUACACAAGCGAAGUAGUAUCAGGAUCAUCUACUGCUACAGAAGUCGUAUCUUUCUACAGCACCACCAAUUCCGCUGGUGACGAAGUUCUGGUUUCUACCACCUACACCCUAGGUCCUCUAUCAGUUCCAGCUGUUUACACAACCGAAGUAGUAUCAGGAUCAUCUACCGUUACCGAAGUCGUUUCCUUCUACAGCACCACCAAUUCCGCUGGUGACGAAGUUCUGGUUUCUACCACCUACACCCUAGAUCCUCUAUCAGUUCCAGCUGUUUACACAACCGAAGUAGUAUCAGGAUCAUCUACUGCUACAGAAGUCGUAUCCUUCUACAGCACCACCAAUUCCGCUGGUGACGAAGUUGUGGCUUCUACCACCUACACCCUAGGUCCUCUAUCAGUUCCAGCUGUUUACACAACCGAAGUAGUAUCAGGAUCAUCUACUGCUACAGAAGUCGUUUCCUUCUACAGCACCACCAAUUCCGCUGGUGACGAAGUUCUGGUUUCUACCACCUACACCCUAGGUCCUCUAUCAGUUCCAGCUGCUUACACAAGUGAAGUAGUAUCAGGAUCAUCUACUGCUACAGAAGUCGUAUCUUUCUACAGCACCACCAAUUCCGCUGGUGACGAAGUUGUGGCUUCUACCACCUACACCCUAGGUCCUCUAUCAGUUCCAGCUGCUUACACAAGUGAAGUAGUAUCAGGAUCAUCUACUGCUACAGAAGUCGUAUCCUUCUACAGCACCACCAAUUCCGCUGGUGACGAAGUUCUGGCUUCUACCACCUACACCCUAGGUCCUCUAUCAGUUCCAGCUGCUUACACAAGCGAAGUAGUAUCAGGAUCAUCUACUGCUACAGAAGUCGUAUCCUUCUACAGCACCACCAAUUCCGCUGGUGACGAAGUUGUGGCUUCUACCACCUACACCCUAGGUCCUCUAUCAGUUCCAGCUGCUUACACAACCGAAGUAGUAUCAGGAUCAUCUACUGCUACAGAAGUCGUAUCUUUCUACAGCACCACCAAUUCCGCUGGUGACGAAGUUCUGGCUUCUACCACCUACACCCUAGGUCCUCUAUCAGUUCCAGCUGUUUACACAACCGAAGUAGUAUCAGGAUCAUCUACUGCUACAGAAGUCGUUUCCUUCUACAGCACCACCAAUUCCGCUGGUGACGAAGUUGUGGCUUCUACCACCUACACCCUAGGUCCUCUAUCAGUUCCAGCUGUUUACACAACCGAAGUAGUAUCAGGAUCAUCUACUGCUACCGAAGUCGUAUCCUUCUACAGCACCACCAAUUCCGCUGGUGACGAAGUUCUGGCUUCUACCACCUACACCCUAGGUCCUCUAUCAGUUCCAGCUGCUUACACAAGCGAAAUAGUAUCAGGAUCAUCUACUGCUACAGAAGUCGUAUCCUUCUACAGCACCACCAAUUCCGCUGGUGACGAAGUUGUGACUUCUACCACCUACACCCUAGGUCCUCUAUCAGUUCCAGCUGUUUACACAACCGAAGUAGUAUCAGGAUCAUCUACCGUUACCGAAGUCGUUUCCUUCUACAGCACCACCAAUUCCGCUGGUGACGAAGUUGUGGCUUCUACCACCUACACCCUAGGUCCUCUAUCAGUUCCAGCUGUUUACACAACCGAAGUAGUAUCAGGAUCAUCUACUGCUACAGAAGUCGUAUCCUUCUACAGCACCACCAAUUCCGCUGGUGACGAAGUUGUGGCUUCUACCACCUACACCCUAGGUCCUCUAUCAGUUCCAGCUGUUUACACAACCGAAGUAGUAUCAGGAUCAUCUACUGCUACAGAAGUCGUAUCCUUCUACAGCACCACCAAUUCCGCUGGUGACGAAGUUCUGGUUUCUACCACCUACACCCUAGGUCCUCUAUCAGUUCCAGCUGUUUACACAACCGAAGUAGUAUCAGGAUCAUCUACCGUUACCGAAGUCGUUUCCUUCUACAGCACCACCAAUUCCGCUGGUGACGAAGUUCUGGUUUCUACCACCUACACCCUAGAUCCUCUAUCAGUUCCAGCUGUUUACACAACCGAAGUAGUAUCAGGAUCAUCUACUGCUACCGAAGUCGUAUCUUUCUACAGCACCACCAAUUCCGCUGGUGACGAAGUUGUGGCUUCUACCACCUACACCCUAGGUCCUCUAUCAGUUCCAGCUGUUUACACAACCGAAGUAGUAUCAGGAUCAUCUACUGCUACCGAAGUCGUAUCCUUCUACAGCACCACCAAUUCCGCUGGUGACGAAGUUGUGGCUUCUACCACCUACACCCUAGGUCCUCUAUCAGUUCCAGCUGCUUACACAAGUGAAGUAGUAUCAGGAUCAUCUACUGCUACAGAAGUCGUAUCUUUCUACAGCACCACCAAUUCCGCUGGUGACGAAGUUCUGACUUCUACCACCUACACCCUAGGUCCUCUAUCAGUUCCAGCUGCUUACACAACCGAAGUAGUAUCAGGAUCAUCUACUGCUACAGAAGUCGUAUCUUUCUACAGCACCACCAAUUCCGCUGGUGACGAAGUUGUGGCUUCUACCACCUACACCCUAGGUCCUCUAUCAGUUCCAGCUGUUUACACAACCGAAGUAGUAUCAGGAUCAUCUACUGCUACAGAAGUCGUAUCCUUCUACAGCACCACCAAUUGGCGCUGGUGA